Molecule: messenger RNA, 139 nt
Organism: Racocetra fulgida
Lineage: Eukaryota; Fungi; Glomeromycota; Glomeromycetes; Diversisporales; Gigasporaceae
Source: the annotation of a GenBank genome assembly
AGAAUGGGGCAUGAACAAUAUAAUAUGGUUGAACAUUAUAAUCAAGGGUGCUUGGCACGAGAUAUGAAGGUCCCUAAAAAUAGAAAAGAGAAUGUUAAUGAAGGUAAUAAGUUAAGAAUUAAUGGAAUAAGUGAUCUUG